Messenger RNA from Phacochoerus africanus (Common warthog), 3074 nucleotides. It is a transcript of the gene PTGDR2, whose product is annotated as prostaglandin D2 receptor 2. The coding region runs from base 116 to 1333 and encodes 405 amino acids. The transcript has 2 exons. Lineage: Eukaryota; Metazoa; Chordata; Mammalia; Artiodactyla; Suidae. Gene Ontology annotation, biological process: phospholipase C-activating G protein-coupled receptor signaling pathway; inflammatory response; positive regulation of cytosolic calcium ion concentration. Gene Ontology annotation, cellular component: plasma membrane. The record is from RefSeq and is a predicted model, not a curated record. Gene Ontology annotation, molecular function: complement receptor activity; G protein-coupled receptor activity.
CUGACAGUUAUUUCCUCCCUAAGCCUCACUCCCCUGCCUCUGCCUGCCUCUGCUGCCAGGAGCUGACUACCUCCGGGGCUGGAAUCCUGCGCUCCCUCUGUGCCCAGAGCCCACCAUGUUGGCCAAUGUCACGAUGAAGCCGCUCUGUCCCAUCCUGGAGCAGAUGAGCCGCCUGCAAAGCCACAGCAACUCCAGCAUCCGCUACAUCGACCACGCGUCGGUGGUGCUGCACGGGCUGGCCUCGCUGCUGGGCCUGGUGGAGAACGGACUCAUCCUCUUCGUGGUGGGCUGCCGCAUGCGCCAGACCGUGGUCACCACCUGGGUGCUGCACCUGGCGCUGUCUGACCUGCUGGCCACGGCCUCCCUGCCCUUCUUCACCUACUUCCUGGCCGUGGGCCACUCGUGGGAGCUGGGCACCACCUUCUGCAAGCUGCACUCCUCCAUCUUCUUCCUCAACAUGUUCGCCAGCGGCUUCCUGCUCAGUGCCAUCAGCCUGGACCGCUGCCUGCAGGUGGUGCGGCCCGUGUGGGCGCAGAACCACCGCACGGUGGCCGCGGCCCACAAGGUCUGCCUGGUGCUCUGGGCGCUGGCGGUGCUCAACACCGUGCCCUACUUCGUGUUCCGGGACACCAUCAAGCGCCUGGACGGGCGCAUCAUGUGCUACUACAACGUGCUGCUCCUGAACCCCGGGCCCGACCUCGACGCCACGUGCAACUCGCGCCAGAUGGCCCUGGCCGUCAGCAAGUUCCUGCUGGCCUUCGCCGUGCCGCUGGCCAUCAUCGCCUCGAGCCACGCGGCCGUGAGCGCGCAGCUGCGCCAACGCGGCCGCCGACGGUCCGGCCGCUUCGUGCGCCUGGUGGCGGCCGUGGUGGCUGCCUUUGCGCUCUGCUGGGGGCCCUACCACGUGUUCAGCGUGCUGGAGGCGCGCUCGCACUCGAAUCCGGAGCUGCGGCCGCUCGUGUGGCGCGGGCUGCCCUUUGUCACCAGCCUGGCCUUCAUCAACAGCGUGGUCAACCCGCUGCUCUACGUGCUCACCUGCCCCGACGUGCUGCGCAAGCUGCGGCGCUCGCUGCGCAGCGUGCUGGAGAGCGUGCUGGUGGACGACAGCGAGCUGGGUGGCGGGGGCAGCAGCCGCCGCCGCCGUCGCGCCUCCUCCACCGACGCCUCCUCCGCCUCCUCUUCGCUGGGCAGCCGCCGCCUGCCCCAGCACGUGCCCGCGCGCUUGUUCCGCUGGCUGGGGGGCAGCCGUGCAGCGCCCCCGCGGAGGGACCGGGCCCGAUCCCAGGAGGAGCGGGGCCCCCUGAACCGGGCGCUGAGCACCACCUCGGGGUAGGGGGCGCGGGGCCCGGAAUCGCCCGGCUCCGCUCGAGCCAGUCUCCGGGGGAGGCAGCAGCAGAGAGCGACCUUGCCCGAAGCAGCUUCCCGAGGGCCCCAGGAAAAUGUAGCUGAAGACCAGGGCCCAGGAAUCUGUAUUUUAAAGUGUCCCAAGUGACUCAGUACAUUUUUUUUUUUUUCUUACAGAAACAAAAUGAGUUAGGGCAGUGCUUCUCAAACUUUAUUGUGAGGGGGUCACCCAGGGACCCUGUCUGAUUGGGCGGGGACUUGGGUGCUGAUUCUGCAUUUCUCACAAUAGGAGACUAUGUCAGGACUCCGGUGCCUGGACUACUGGUAGGAACAAGGGGUUAAAGUCCUAAGACUUCUCAAACUGGGGUGCACAGGAUGUAUCUCCCUGGGGCUCAGAUUUAGCAGAUGAUGGGUAGGGUGGAUUUUUUUUUUUUUCUCUCGCUUUUUAGGGACACUCCUGCAGCAUAUGCAAGUUCCCAGGCUAGGGGUGGAAUCAGAGCUGUAGCUGCGGGCCUACACCACAGCCACAGCCACACAGGACCCAAGCUGUGUCUGUGACCUACACCACAGCUCAGGGCAACACUGGAUCCUUAACCCACUGAGCAAGGCCAGGGAUUGAAACCCCAUCCUCAUGGAUACUAGCCAGAUUUGUUUCCGCUGUGCCCCAAUGGGAACUCCUCCUUGGGGUGGAUUUUUAAAGUAAACCAGUGGUGGAUUUUUGGAGUAUGAAGUGAGAGGAAAGAUUUGGGCAGCACUGUUCUGUUCUGACCUCUUCGCUUGGCCGUUACUGCGCUAGACUUUAUCCCACAAUAAUCUGGAAGGCAGGUUCAUUAGCCUCGCUUUUUUACAAAAGGUGCAAACUGAGGUGCAGGGAGGUUAGGGAACCUGCCCAAGGUACUAACCACGAGGCGUUCCCUGUUCAAAUACUAUUACCCAAGGUCUUUAAGACAGCAGCUGUCUGGGAGCUCACCACCACCCAUCUGACCCAGCACUGUUAAGACAGGGAAAAAGCAAGCGGUGCUGUGGUCAGAUGCUUGGGAAACCUGGGCUAAACAAAGUGCAAAGGGCUUCUUUACUGAAGGUCUUCAGUGCUUCUAUGUGCCUGGCAGCCUCUGAGACCAAAGCCUGUGAUGUCUCCUGGCUAAUCUGACGCACGUGCCAGCCUGGAGUUCCAUGGGAUGAGCCCCCCUCCCACCACUUCCGUCAUCCCUGGAUCUGUGCAGCACCCACCUCCUGAGCACACAGGAGCUGGGCAGCUCUAACCCUCACUCUGUAAGAGUGAGGGUAACCUGCUGCCCGAUGUCCACAGUCCCACGUCUGUUUAGCUCUGCUUCCCAGGGCCUGAUGCAGAGUUGGCGCCGGUACACGUUUGGUGGAUGAAAUGUUAGUGGGAGAGCUGGGUGGAGAAAUUCCCUUGGGAUCUCAGUCCAGGGCUCCCAGUGCUUACUCCCAGUGCCAGGCAGGCCCUGCCCAUAGCAAGUGCCUGGCAAGCGGAGCAGCUGAUGGACAGCUGACUAAAUGGACAGCCCCCCCUUGACAGUGCCCAUGCCCCCCUACCCGGCUUCACUCAGUGCCUGACACCAUCUAACACAAUAUAUUUUAUUUGUUUACUAGGUUUUCUCUGUCAGAAUAAAAGCUCCAAGAGGGCAGGGACUUCUGUCUGUAUCCCUCGGUACCCAGAAUCGUGUCUAUACAGCAGACAUUCAAUAAAUAUUUCUGCUGUAGGCUGG